Messenger RNA from Pocillopora verrucosa, 2285 nucleotides. RefSeq names its product INO80 complex subunit B-like. Gene Ontology annotation, biological process: chromatin remodeling. Gene Ontology annotation, cellular component: Ino80 complex. The record is from RefSeq and is a predicted model, not a curated record. Lineage: Eukaryota; Metazoa; Cnidaria; Anthozoa; Scleractinia; Pocilloporidae.
AAGCGAGGCUGGCGCCAUCUUGAAACGCGAAUAAGAAAGAAAGAUGCCGAAGCGGAAAGAAGCAAACGAAGAGGAUACAAAAGAAUCAUCAUCCACUUCUCCUAAAAAGAAACACAAGCACAAACACAAGAAGCACAAGAAGAAGAAGGAUCAUGGACCAGAGGGACUUGAAGAACCUCGCAAAAAGGAAAAGAACAAAGAUAAGAGUAAAUCACGAGAGAAAGACAAGGACAGGGAUAGCAAUAAAGAUGAGGGAAAAGCCGUGACUCUUAAGAUAAAACUCGGGGGUGAAACAUUAGCAACAACACAAAUGGCAAAAAUAGUUCCUGUGAAACCGCCAGAGGCUGUAAUAACCAGUGGAGAGGAGGAAGACGAAGAUAGUUAUCAGCCAUCUUGGCAAGGAAGUGAAAAAGACGAGAAAGAUGAGCCUGAAGUUGCUGAGAAACGUGGCGAUUCUGAUGAUCAAGAAGAACAGAAAUGGUUAGAUGCAUUAGAGAAAGGUGAACUGGAUGACUAUGGUCGCGUCAAACAAGACAAGGAUGUGAGCAUGAUGACUGCCAGACAGAGAGCCAUGCUUGGACAUGAAAUAGAGGGAGAAAAUCAACUUUUGGAGCUUCCAACAGAACCAAGACGGAAGAAUGAAGACACUGAAGAAGCUCAGAGAAGACGGAAACAAAGAGCUAAGAAGAGAAAACAGCAAAUGCAGAAAAAAAUUGAAGAAAAUAAGACACAAACUGUGAAGAAACUGUUGGAUAGAGAAGCUACAAGAUCACGCAAAGAGGAGGAGAAGCAGGCACGAAAAAAGAAGCAGGAGGUUCCUCACAUCAGAUAUGUCAGUAAUUACCAGGGAUUUGCUAUGUCCUUUUCAACUGGCUUGGAGUUUCCAUUACAAAUGCAGUCAUCUCAGGGGCCUCCAAAACCAAGAUCAGCAUGCUCAGCUCAGGGAUGUACAAACCUGAAGAAAUAUUCAUGUUCUAGUAAUAAUCUGCCAGUUUGCAGCAUGGCAUGUUACAAGAAGGUUCAACUGAUUCCUCGGCAAACCGCAACUGCAGUCUAACCAAGCAAAAAGAUGUAAUAGAGGGCUUUUCUAAUUGAGCAUUAUAAAACCAAAGCCAAAGUAAUCACAACGGCGAAUCAGAAGAAAGGAAAAAACCUUUAACCUUUUCACUCCCAAGAUCUAAUUAGUAACUCUCCUUACUAUCUGCCGUACAAUUCUUAUGAUGUUAGUUCAGAGAAUUUGAUAUUGGAUCAACUAAUAAUCCCAUAAUUGAUAUUCUUCUCUAUUCUCAUCACCUGCCUGCUUGAUAUUGUAUUGAUAUUGUAAGGAGAAAUUCUGUCUUGGUCACUUGUGGGAGUGAAAUGGUUAAGAGCCCAUAGGAACAUUUAAGUUAAAACAAGAAAACUUUGAAAAGGGUGGGAAAAUGCACGUGCCCCAAUAAGGGUUGGUUUUAGUUUUGCAUCUGAUUGGUUAUGAGAUUAGUGGAAGUUUUCUGGAUCAGUCACAAAGGGAAGUAAGGCAAAAACAAAGCAAUCCCAUUUUGACACUAUUGAAAAUUGCUCUACCAACAAUCCUUACAUUACAGAUUCCUUGCAAUGAAUCCAAGCUGAUACUAUGGAUCAAUAUCAGUAUCUGGGCAACUGCCCACCUACCCCUCCCCAAACCCAGUAUUAACCCUUAGUUGUUAUCAAUAGACUGUUGUUGGGUUAGGGGAGGGGUAGGUGGGCAGUUGCCCAGUUACUGAUAUUGAUCCGAUACUAUUUUGUGCCAGUUGAAUUCUUUUGAACAGGUUCAGAUUGUACCUUAGUUACAACACUCAAUAAAGCACAUUUAGGAUUAAAUAUUUUAUUGUAAUGUUACAAAUUCAUGAGGUUCUACUGGUCUCUCCUACAUACUCUGCUAUUUAUUCCUAAUAAGAGAUUAGUGGCCACCUGAUAAAAAACAUAAAACCUAAUGACAAGAACGACCUUACUUGUACUAGUUUGGUGUAAGUAAUUCUACAGGCAGAUAUUCCAUACCUUAACACCUGCACCUUUUUUAACAUCAUAUUUAGUUUUAAAUCCAACUUACAUGCACAAUAAUAAGUUGAGUUUGUGAGCUAACAUUAAUGUACAAGCAUUCUACUGUCAGUAGCUUACACACACAAGGACUGCAAACUGUACAUAAGAUGGUGCAAUUUUCUGGAACAAAAUUCAUAUUUACAGCAGACAACACUAGGUUAUUAUUCUCUUAUCUACCUAAACAGGGACAUUUCAUGCAAGUAUAUAUACAUAUGUAGACCUUACUG